AUGGCGUCAAAGUCGGAGUUGAAGACCGAAGACAUAUCAGCAGAUGAGAUGGGAGGUUGUUCAGUUGAGGUGACUGAAGAAAAUCGUGAUGCCUCACAAGAAGCAAAAGGCAAGGCUAUGGAAGCAACGUCAAAAGGAAAGCUCGAAUAUGCUGUUGAACAUCUUACCAAAGCAAUACUGUUGGAUCCAUUCUCAGCAAUCAUGUAUGGUACUAGAGCAUCUGUGUUUAUAAAAAUGAAGAAACCACUUCCUGCAAUUCGUGAUGCAAAUGCUGCUCUAGAGAUUAACCCAGACUCUGCAAAAGGCUAUAAAAUAGAACUCGUGGAACGGCUUAUGCCCAUGCUUGGAAAAUGGGAGGAAGCUGCUCGUGAUCUGCACACAGCACCAAACACGGGUUUAGUGUAUAAGAAAUUGGAAACUCGGUCCGUCGCUCGCACCCCGUUCCUCUCCUCCCUUGCCCGACUCCGGCACUCCGCUCUCCCGCACGAAACAGGUUACCAGACCUAG
This is a messenger RNA of Phragmites australis (common reed), 507 nucleotides long. RefSeq names its product FAM10 family protein At4g22670-like. The coding region runs from base 1 to 507 and encodes 168 amino acids. The transcript has 6 exons. NCBI's taxonomy places the organism in Eukaryota, Viridiplantae, Streptophyta, Magnoliopsida, Poales, Poaceae. The record is from RefSeq and is a predicted model, not a curated record. Gene Ontology annotation, molecular function: Hsp70 protein binding.